Molecule: messenger RNA, 4752 nt
Organism: Anolis carolinensis (green anole)
Lineage: Eukaryota; Metazoa; Chordata; Lepidosauria; Squamata; Anolidae
Gene: osmr
Product: oncostatin M receptor
Exons: 19
Coding region: 489-3305 (938 amino acids)
Biological process (GO): cytokine-mediated signaling pathway; positive regulation of cell population proliferation
Cellular component (GO): external side of plasma membrane; signaling receptor complex
Molecular function (GO): ciliary neurotrophic factor receptor binding; oncostatin-M receptor activity; cytokine binding
Source: RefSeq, a predicted model, not a curated record
GGUCCAAGGCGGGUUUUCUCUCCCGACAGCCCGGACUUGGCCGAGGCGCCUCUUUUCUUCCCUCUCCAGGAAAAGAAACCCAGGUCUCUUCAGGACCCAGAGCCCCAAGGAGACGUGAAGGGGAGUGCAAAACAACAUUAUAAGGAGAUCUUUCAUUAGUGAAACCUUCCGUUUUCUUUCUCUGCAUCUGAUUUACUUCAUCGGCACACAUCCGGCCAUUUACUGGUUCUUGGACUCUGUUUUACUGGCAUUGAGUCUCCUAUCAUCACAGGACAAACUAUUUGUGAGAUCAACAACAACCAAUGAAAACAACAUUUUUUCCUGGCUGGAGUGGAGGAUGGCAAAAGGAAGGGAAAUAAAACAGAGAAAAGGGAAAAACAGGAAAUAAAAAAGCUGGUUUUCACAGGGUAACAAAAGAAAUAGCAAGGAAGAGCAUUUGAGGAAGUUCAGAACACUGCUGAAAAAACUACAGUGAACUGGUAAAAGAAAUGGGAUAUUUGGUGUCUCUAGCAGCAAUUUUAAAUAUGCAGCUCUAUUUUGGCAUGCUUCAAAGUGAAGGUAAUAAUGUAUUUCAACCUGUAAAACUUAAUGUUUCUAUGAACCGUACUCUUCAGCAACUGUUACUGGAAUGGAACGUCAGUGAUGAUAUGGAAGCAUAUAACUCCGAAGUAAAAAUGGACUUUGACAUCCAGAUUUAUCGCAGAAAAGAGACUGAUAUUGUCUUCAGUGAGAAUUACUCAACAACAAUCAAUAAAUCAAACCACCCUCUGAAACUGACUUGGCAUUCUGAUGUACCCUUGGAGUGUAUGCCUCAUGGAGUACGAAUACGGAGUAGGGUAGCACCUUCUGAAACUUGGAGUGAUUGGAGUGCUUGGGAAAUAAAGGAUGGCAUGGAUUCCCUGGAUGAUGGUAGCAGUUAUAUCUUUCCAGUGGAAAAAGUCAUUGAAAAAGGUUCCAGUAUCACUUUUUGCUGCAUUGCAAAGAAGAACGACCUUUUAACUGGAUAUCUAUUUAACGGAAGUAUACAUAACAAUACAAAACAAAGAAGAAUAACAUUUACUGAAAACAAUGUUCCACUUUCAUUAUUCGGUGGCAUAAACGUGAUUUGUGCUUUCUCUCAGUCAAGUGACAAUCGAGGAACUCUUCUCUUUGUGACGAGCAAGCCUGAUAAACCCAAAUAUUUUGAUUGUGAAACAGAAGACAUGAUGACGUUAAAGUGUAUAUGGGACCCAGGUCGAAUAGAUGAAUAUAUUAACCUUCAUCAGAAUAAAUGUGCAGCUAAUUUCACUUUGUCUGAUGUGUCAAAUGGACAAGUAUAUUGCAGUUGCAGUGGAAAAUGCAAACGGUGUGAAUUCAACAUGACCAGUGAGCAAAUGAAUUACAGUUUAAGACUGACAGCCCAAAAUUGUGUUGGAUGGGAACACACAGAUACUGUGGUUGAUGUAGCCCAUAAGCUUCACCUUGCACCUCCUGAUCAGCUCUCUGUCAGUUAUCAAAAUGCUACCACCAUCCAGUUAUCCUGGAAUUUGAAACCUACAAGGAAUCCACUUCAGCUUCUAUGUCAAGUUAAUGAAAUGAAUGACUUUCAUCCUGAAGCAAAAGAAAAAGAGCAUAACAUUACAGGAUGGUUCAAUACAGGUUCACCUCUCUUCAUUAACCUGUAUGGAUUGCAGUCUUAUGCAAAUUAUACUUUAAAAGUACGCUGUGGUGCUGCUGCUCAUCUCUUCUGGAAAUGGAGUGAAUGGAGUAAAACUAUAACCAUCCAAACAAAUGAAUCUGCUCCAUCAGGGAAACUAGAUAUUUGGAGUGAUAUUAGCCCAUGUUUGGAGGAAUGUAACGUAACUGUAUUCUGGAAGACCCCGACAGGCUUUCGAGCUAAUGGAAACAUCAAAACAUACGAAAUAUGUUGGAAAAACGUAGAAGAACCUAAUGUGCACUGUCACUGUCAUUCAACUGAAUUAAAUAAUUACACAAUUUCCCUUGGUAGCCGGUCUUACGAAAUCAGUGUCUCAGCAAGAAACUCUGCAAAUGCAUCAACCCCCUCUCUGAUUAUCAUCUCAGCUAGUGGAAAUAAUGAUUUGAAUUAUUCUGAAGAAAGCACAGCCAACAAUACAGCACAUGGCAUUUAUCUUUCUUGGAAGACUCGGGAUACCUUUGAUGGCUAUGUGAUUGACUGGUGCAUGGUUGACCCAUUGUCUCAAACUUGUCGUUUUCAGUGGAAAAGGUUUGGGCAGAAUGUCUCCAGUGCUCUCAUUACAUCUGAUGACUUCAGUCCUGGAGUGAAAUAUACAUUUAGGAUAUACGGGAUGGAAGGUGAUAGAGCUUAUCUUCUAGAAAAAAAGGUUAAGUAUCUUGAAGAACAAGAGCCAGCUCAUGACCCUCUCCUUAGUAUAUCUGCAAUUACUUCAGAUACGCUAACAAUACAUUGGGACUCUUAUCCUGAAAAUUCCCUGCCCGGUUUUAUCAGAGGUUACAAUGUGUAUGUGAAAAUGGAACAUGGGAACUGCAACACUUUACAGGAAUUUGAACAACUUCCAGGUAAUCCCACGAUAUGCAAAUAUACAAUUAAAAAUCGGAAUCAAAAGAAUUACACUGUGAGACACCUGAAGCCCAACACAGUUUACCUGCUCACAGUUCAAGCUUACAGUGUCAAUCCUGGAAACAAAAGCUUGGAAUUUCAACGAAUAACUACACAGUCUGACAGAAGUUGGGGCUUCCUUGGUAUUGUGCUACUUAUAGCUGUACCCUUACUGCUUAUAGCCUGUACAUGCUUCUGGAAGAGUGACUGUGUAUGGAAUCGCUUGGUACCUGAAAUACCGCGUCCUUACGUGUCUCCUUUUGAAAACAAAAGUCUUAUAAUAACAGACAACAGUGGAUUCACUCCUGACAAACUACUUGUGAUGAAGAAACCUGUAUCUGACAAUGAACCUGAUUUGGGAAAGACAUUGGAACACAAGUUCUACUUGAAUCCAAACUACUGCCCAAAUCAACAAGAGCAAGAUGUAACAAGCAAGAAACCUAACUCCUCUUUGACACCCUACCAGCCGCUCCAAGACUUUUUGACAAGCAAAAUUACCUGCUCUCCACUGGAAGCAGUUCAAAACAAUUUCAGCUAUACUUCUCAAAACAACAUGCUUUCCUUUGUGGUUCAGCAAAGCAACACAGCUUGCUUUGUUGAAAAUUUGCAACAAUCAAAUUACAAAAACCAGUUUCCCAUGGAAUCUCCACCGAGGCCCUUUGUAUCUGUUGAAAAUAUGGAUUUUACAGCUGCAUCACAAACUUUGUGUAGUAAGACUUCUAGAUAAAUAGCGAAAGUUCAAUGUGGCCAGGUAAUCCAUUUUGAUUGGGGAAUGCUAGAAAAUAAAUCAUGAUAUAUUGUGUUGUUGAAGGCUUUCAUGGCCGGGAUCACAGGGUUGUUGUAUGUCUUUUGGGCUGUGUGGCCAUGUUCCAGAAGUACUCUCUCCUGACGUUUCGCCCACAAUAUAUAUCUUUCCUUUCCUUGCCUAGUUUAUCCAUACCUCACAACCUCUGAGGAUGCUGCCAUAGAUGUGGGCGAAACGGCAGGAGAGAGUACUUCUGGAACAUGGCCACACAGCCCGAAAGACAUACAACAACCCCAUGAUAUAUUGAUUGACAACUCUUUUUGGGAGCUAACAGUUAUUCUUCUGAUAUUAAAAGUGGAGACAAUUUUGCAUCAGGAUAUAGUCUCCAAAAAUACUAGGCCAAAAAAAGAGGUUCUCCUUUCUUUUAUAGGAGUGAUCCACAUAAGUUACCUUCUUACUCAGAGAAUAAGUGCCCAGUGAUGGGUCAAAGAUUAAAACAAAUCACAGGGAGAUAGCCAUCUUAAUCUAUUGCAGCAAAAAGAACAAGUAUUUAUGUGACACCUGAAACACUACCAAAUGUAUUAUGGGAUAAAGUUCUGUGUCCCACAAUGUAUGCUAUCAGUUUGGAAAAAGAUUCAGAGAAAUUCAAGCAAGCCUUUAAACACCACAAUAAAAAGGAAAAAAAGUUUUUCAAAUUGGCAUUCUGAAAACCCAUUGUUGUGUGACAUGGGUAAAAGCAGUGAUAAUGUUGAGAGAGGAAAAGUUGUUAAAUGCAAAGGGACAUUAUAUGAGAUUUGGCAACAACAAUCUCAAUUAACUUGACUAUCUCAUCAGCCAAAAGCAGGCACAUAAUUCUCACUGAAAUACUGGUAAGUUUAUGUUGGUGAAAAUGGCUAAUUUUAAAUAUUGUAUUGUUCUUUUAUGUCUUUUGCACUACAAAUAAGAUAUUUCAAACUAUAGUCUGGCCCCUCAACAGUCUGAGGGACCAUAAACCGACCCUCUCCUUAAAAAGUUUGAAGACCCCUGUUUUAAUAUCACAAUAUAUUAAACCAGAAUGAAGGAGCAGUUUGUCAUAAAUUUUGGGCAACAAUCCCUAAACUUCUUCAUAUGCUACACUCUCAACAAGAUAAUGAUGAUAUUUGUUAGUUAAAUGUGUCCUAAAUGUUAUAUUUAUACCUAAAUUUCAAUUUUGUUAUUUUUGAGCUGUAUUAUAAGCACACCUCGAUGUUGCUUAUUUUAUUGUUUAUUAUUUAAUCUGUUUUGUUAUUUUUUUGGCAUUGAAUGUUUGCCAAUCUUUUGCUGUAAACUGCUCUGAGUCCCCUUGGGGAGAUAAGGCGGGAUAAACAUAAAGUUUAUUAUUUAUUAUUAUUAAGAUUCCGUAUUCACAAAAUCCAGAAUCUGUUAUUAAAAUCUUUAAAAUAACAUGUCA